This is a messenger RNA of Leucoraja erinaceus (little skate), 1320 nucleotides long. Its product is annotated as dehydrogenase/reductase SDR family member 9-like. The record is from RefSeq and is a predicted model, not a curated record. NCBI's taxonomy places the organism in Eukaryota, Metazoa, Chordata, Chondrichthyes, Rajiformes, Rajidae. Bases 129 to 1085 code for a protein of 318 amino acids. The transcript is spliced from 5 exons.
CACACAGAUAAAGAGACAGAGACAGACAGAGAGACAGACAGAGAGACAGAGACACACGCAGACAGAGGGACCCUUGUCCCGGCUCCACAACUGCGCUCCGGGCGCCCGGGACACGCCGAGCUGCGGGGAUGUUUGCCUAUCUCCUGGCACUGCUGCUGCUCUGGUUUGUGUGCUGGUGGCUACGUGACAGAGUCAGGCUGGAGAAGGUUUCGGACAAGCAUGUUUUCAUCACCGGCUGCGACACUGGUUUUGGCCGUCUGGCGGCCAGGGCCUUCGACAGGGUGGGGUUCCAGGUGCUGGCGGGCUGCCUGACCGAGGAAGGAGCUCGGAGCCUGACGACGGACGCUUCCAGCAGACUGAAAACCAUCCAGCUGGAUAUCACCAAACCAGCCAGCAUUGAGGAUGCAGUGAAUCAGAUCACCCAGGAGGUGGGAAAUGCAGGUCUCUGGGGAUUGGUAAACAAUGCCGGGAUCGCUGGAGUUCUCUGCCCCACAGAUUGGUUAAGAAUCGAACAUUUCAGGAAACCCAUUGAAGUGAAUUUAUUGGGACCUAUCGCGGUGACGUUAAAGCUGCUGCCGCUGGUUAAGAAGGCCAGGGGAAGGAUUGUGAACGUGACCAGCGUGCUGGGUCGCAUGGCUCUGGGUGGCGGUGGCUACUUCCCAGCAAAGUUUGGAAUGGAGGCUUUCAACGACAGCUUAAGGCGAGACAUGAAGAGUUUUGGGAUCAAAGUUGCUUGUAUCGAACCGGGGAGUUUUGAAACGAGAAUGACGAACUAUGACGUGCAUCGCCACAGCAAGCAAUGCGUGUGGGAUAGCCUACCAGCAGAUGUAAGGAAGCAGUACGGAGAAGAUUAUUUCUUGCAAUCCUGCAUUAGACGGGAGAAGCUGAUGAGAAUCUUGUCAAGUCGAGACCUGUCGCAGGUAGUGUGGUGCAUGGAACACGCGCUGACAGCCAAGUAUCCAAGGACCCGCUACAGCGCUGGCAUCGACGCCAAACUGGUCUGGAUCCCAAUGACGUAUUUACCAACGUUUAUAACUGAUUACCUGCUGAGUACGGACACAAUAAUCGACCCCAACGCUGUGUAAAGACUCUCGUCCCGUUUCCACUCGAAUGUCACUUUAGUAGAAGCAUUGAUGUGAGAAGAAUGCUUGGCACAUCACACGCCGUUGAUGGCGUAUUGCAGGAAAACUAGUGUUAAUGCCAUUGGUACGGUGUGUGUGGACUACAUUUAUGUCUAAAUAAAGAAUCUGUUUCUGGAAAGAGUGAAGAUCACCGUGUUAUGUGUAGAAUGAUGAAUAAAAUAUAUUUGUGUUUGUGAAA